AUGUCAUGUGUUAGUGUGACAACAACAAAUAACAAUAAUACAACAAACAACGAAAGUAGUAGUAGUAGCAUUAGUAGUAGACAGUAUCCCAACAUCCAGCAACAGUCUUCUUCUUCGUCAUUGCCACAUGUCAAUAGCGGCAGCAUUGGCAACGCUACUUCCACCUUAGGAUCACCAACUACUUCACCAACACAUACUCACUCGGCCAUCGACGCCACUGCAGCAGCAGCAGCCGCCACCAAUAAAUCCUCCUCAUCAUCCUCCCCCUCCUCCGCCGCCGCUCACCAUUUUGAGAGCAGCAGUCGACCUCCAAGCCUCUCGCCAGAUCAGGCCGCUGCAUCACAAUACUAUCAGCAUCAACAGCAGCAACAACAACAGCAUCAUCAGCAACAGCAACAGCAACAACAGGUCAAUCACCAAAACUACAACUAUAUUUUCCAUCAGUCGCCGCACCAGACAUCCGUCCAGGCGCCACCACUGAGCCAACAACACUUUUUCGCAGUACCCAAGCCGGCUGGACGCUCCUCUCCCGCGCCACUCUACCACCAGCUGCACCAGCAGCCUCUUCCCCAUCUCCAUCUCCAUCAUCAACAGCAGCAGCAGCAAAUACAUCAGCAGCAGCAACAGCAACAGCAUCAUUUGCAACAGGCCAAACAUCAUCAUCUUUCACAACAACAACAACAACAUCCAUCGAUUAUAAACGACUUUGAUAUAACGACGACGACGAAUAGCGCGAUGGGUCCAAUCCCAAUACAUUCUGGCUCCACACCAACGCCCUCGGGCGGCUCAUCAUCCAGCGGCAGUGGCGGCAGCAGUGGCAGCGGCAACUCCUCCGCCACUUCGUCAAAUCAGCAACAGCCACAGCAGUUCGGCGGCCUCAACUCGUCGUAUGGCCAGCUGAGCAGCCUGUUGAGCCACUCGCAGACAAUGAACAUCCAGCAAAUCAUCAACGCAAGCUCGACACAUUACUACGAUGAUCAGCCCAUCCCGACGCAACCGACCGCGUCACACUACGAGGUGUUCCAACCAUUUGGUGGCUCUGGCGCGAGCGCGCAGCAGCACCAUCAGCAGCAACAGCAGCAUCAUGGCGCGGACGGACCGACAUCCACAUCAACGACUUCAACGUCGUCCACCUCGACCACGUCGGGCGGCUCGUCGUCCUCGACCACGUCGACUCCACACACUACCAGCGCGUCGCAUGGCGGCCACAUGUUUGUGAGUCCAUUCCUCUCACAGGUGACGCCCUCGAGCGACAUCUCCUCGCCGUCGCCACCCACGUCCUCGGCGUCACAUCACUCCUCACCGCUGCAGCAAUUCUCGCCGCUCACAUCGCCGUCGCAUCCAUCGGCAUCGAGCUCCUCAGUACACCAUCAUCCACUGCAUCACCAUCACAGCCACCACCACUCGCCUCUGUCUCCACUGAGCUCGGCGUCACACCAUCCGCUGCAUCCACACCACCAUCACUACCUGUCCAACCCCAACCUCAGCAUGCCCGUGUCAGUGGCCAUCAAUUCCAGCAGUCCAAGCAUGGCCAACAAGCGACUGAAGCGAGAUUAUGACCAGAUCAUCCCACGCGACGAGUGGGAGAUCUACUACCCGCCCUCUGGCAAGCUCUACUCUCUGUACGAUCAGAAGAAUGACCUGACUGGCGCGUAUGGAUUCAAGGUUAAGCGACUGGACAAGAACGUGCAGUACUCGGACUUGGACUCGGCGUGGAUAUUGUAUCGCCAGAACCGUUUCCAGGUCGACUGCGACCUCACUGGCUGCCUGGAGUCGUGGAGCAACACCGAUCGCUCCAAUCUAUUAUAUGUAAAUAACGAGAGCAACACGCUCAAUGAGGUGUCGGGCCUGUACUUCACGCUGUACGUGCUCAAGUUCUCCACGUCGCAGUCGACGCAGCACCCCAACGACCCGAACGAGCGCGUGCCCAUCCAUCAGCUGGGCAACUCGAGCGGCAAGAAGGACGGCCGUCUGCCCGUCGAGCCCUGUCCCGUGAUCAAGGGCAAGGCCAACUGGGCCAAGCUGCAGUUUGGCUCGGCCACUGCCAACAAUGCGCGCGUCCAUCCCGACCACCCCAACCCCAACCAGCAGUUCUUCCGCAUCGUUGUCACAUUGAACGCCGUUAUCGACACGUCCCUUCAUACUCCAAAUCCCGCGUUCCCACUGACCUCGUUCUCUGCGCCACCCUCGCCCUCGUCCCAGUUCUAUCCACUUCAGUCCAAGAUCUCGCCGCCACUGAUUGUUCGCGGCCAGAACCCCGGCCGAUUCCUCAGCCAUGACAAGUCCAAUAAGAAGGAUGGUGCGAGCAAGAAUAACAACAACAGUAGCGGUGGCGGCGGCAGCGGAUCAGGUAGCAGCAGUGGCGGCGUUGGUGGAUCGAGCAGCUCCGGAUCCUCAGGCAAGUCAGGUACCGGCGGUGGCUCGGCCACAGGAGGCAGUAUUGGACACCAAAACGCCAACACCAACACAAACAGCGAUGCCAAUGGAGAUAUCAACCUGGACGCCAAUUUGGAUGGCCUGGACGACGACUCGUUCGACCUGGAUGAGGAGAUGCUCCUGCUGGAGGAGUCGCUGAGCAAUGAUGAUCUUGCGCAACCCAUGAACAUGGACAGCAACAACACGAGCGGCGAAGGAGAUGACGAUCUGCCAGCGCUGCUGCGAUCCUCAGAGUCCUCGCUUCCACAAGACGAACUGUUUGACGACUGGCUUCCCCAGUCGCCCAGGUCCUCGCCCCCCCUCUCCCUGCCCUCGGACUCGAGCUUCAGCUUUGACUCCAUCCACAAAACACCUCUCUCGCCCCCACCAACCACGGUGGCUGAGGCAACGGCAACAGCCGAGCGGUCACUGGCGCGUCCACAGACGCCACCCAGCGACACUGCCAACGCAGCCGAAGCGUCUGAACCAAAGCCUCAGGUAGCAGAGACUCAACAACAGGCUCAAGUUCAAUCACAGAGCCAGUCAACAUCCUCAUUCCCUCCACCUCCUCCUCCUUCCUCCACUCAAACGUAUCGUGGACCAAUCAGCAUUGACUGUGACGCGAUAUCACUCAUCUCUUCCGAGCUCGCCCAAGAUGUACAUAACCUAUCCCAAUUGAGGCAACAGCAGCAACAGCAGCAACAGCAACAGCAACAGCAGCAUCAACUCCGCCAAUCCCAGCUGAGACAAUCACAGCAGCAGCAACAGCAGCAGCAACAACAACAAUUACGACAAUCACAACAGCAGCACCAACUUCGACUUUCACAACAGCAACAACAACAACAGCAACAGGCAAGACCAGCUCCAGUCAUGGGCGAGCCACUGUUCAAGACCGAGCCAUGGUCCAAGCCACCCAACGUCAACGACGUCAUAUAUACAUACUCCAAGGUGGGCAUCAACACGCCAAACCCAACACAGGCGUUGUCGGUCAAUGGCAACGUGCUGAUCACGGGUGAUCUGCUCAAGCCAUCGGACAAGCGCAUCAAGUCCAACAUCCAGCACAACCAAUCCGACCACUGGGCCAAGAUCGACAAGCUCAACAUCUACGACUACGACCGCAAGAAGAUGGUCGGCUACGACGCGCCCUCGUCCGGUGGCAAGCAGACGCAGCAGCAAAGCAACACGGUGCCAGAGGUUGGCUUUUUGGCGCAGGAGGUCCAACAGGCCAUCCCCGCAGCCGUUACCGUGGCCGGCGAGGUCAAGCUGCAGGACGGCACCGUGGUGCCCAACCUGCUGGUGGUCAACGAUCGCGUGCUACUCUUGGAGAACAUUGGAGCCACGCAACAGAUUGGACGCACACUCAAGAAGGAGCAAGACUACAUUAUCCAGAUGGACAAGAAAGUGGACCAGGCGACAAUGGAUGGAAGACGCGAGCAGCAUGCCCUGGUCAACAAGAUCCAGGAUGUUGUCAACUUUGUGCUCUCCGAGGAAGACCGCGAUGCCAAUCAAAACAGGAACUCUGUCGUAUAUUGCAGUCUGAUGGGCAUGGGUCAUUGUUGGACAUUGUUUGUGUUUGGAUUCUUCGUACCUCUGUUCUGGCUGUUUGGAUCCUUCUUCCUUUUCUCGCCCAGCAAAGUCAAGUGGGCUGGUGGCCUCGCCAACUUUAUUACAACUAUUGCCUUCUCAUUUUUAGCGUUGAUCAUGUACCUCUACCUCAACACGAUGGCCUGGAUGAUACUGUUCCCCUCACUGUCGGCCAUUGGCACGCUCUGUCUGGUGGUUGUGGGCUUCUUCCGUCACAGGACAUGGGAGCCCAAGAGCAACUACCUGCUCGAGCGCCUGAAGUUCAUCCAGAAGGACGGCUACAACAACCUCAACGAUCAACUGGAUCAGAUGCGUGUCGAGGGCACCGCCGAGGUGGUCGAUCGCACCCCCAUCGAGGAUAUGUAUUCACCGACCUAUGCCAUCAUGGAUGGUGUCUGUCCAGAUGACGACGACCACGACACGUGUGAGCAUAGCGAUGAGGAGCAAGGUCUGAUCGCCGAUCACGACCGCACCGUGCCCGUGCCCGCGCCCGCGCGCACCGCAACCACCAUCCACCAACAGAAGGAGUACCAACAGUUGAUGCAAGAGACGCCGCUCAACGCCUUGGCCAAGGAGUUCCGAGUUGUUUCCAAGGGUCACAAAAACAAGCAACAGUCGCCUUCUUUGCGAAACCAUGGUGGUGACGCGGCGGGUUACGGUGAAGGUGUUGGGGUUGGGGCUUCCGCCAAGUCAAAAGACAACAUGGACAAGCAGCAGCAAGUGAUGAAGCCAUUGGCCUCUGCUACUACUAGUGUAGGACUUACCAAGACACCAACCAUUGUCAAGACGCAGAUAUUCACAACGACUACAACAACUACGACUACAACCAUGGAGGAAUAA
Messenger RNA from Acytostelium subglobosum LB1, 4839 nucleotides. RefSeq lists its product as hypothetical. Bases 1 to 4839 code for a protein of 1612 amino acids. NCBI's taxonomy places the organism in Eukaryota, Evosea, Eumycetozoa, Acytosteliales, Acytosteliaceae. The transcript has 5 exons. Gene Ontology annotation, molecular function: DNA-binding transcription factor activity; sequence-specific DNA binding. Gene Ontology annotation, biological process: positive regulation of DNA-templated transcription; protein autoprocessing. The record is from RefSeq and is a predicted model, not a curated record. Gene Ontology annotation, cellular component: endoplasmic reticulum membrane; nucleus.